AUGAGUAUGAAUAAUGGACAGAGAAAAGAAAUGCCUUGUAAUUGGUUAUUAGUUGGAGAGAUCCGUUUCUGUAAAAAUUUAACACAAGAGCAAUAUUGUGCCUCUCAUGCAUUCAAAAUACGAAAGGGCGUAAUAAUCCCACAACCAUGUAAAGGAUGUAAACGAGGCACUAAAUCAAGCGUUCAGCUUUGUGUCCAAUGCGAACAAGAAGAUAUUGGGACUAUAUAUGUCAGUGAAUUUGAGCUGGAUCCCUUAGCUGACUUCUACUAUCCAGCCUUAAUUCCGCCCUUAUCUAUCUUAGCAAGUAGAUCAGAUAUUCCCUAUUACUCUAGACUCUGCUGUUGA
Funneliformis mosseae is the source of this 345-nucleotide messenger RNA. The record is from the annotation of a GenBank genome assembly. Lineage: Eukaryota; Fungi; Glomeromycota; Glomeromycetes; Glomerales; Glomeraceae.